Messenger RNA from Lampris incognitus (smalleye Pacific opah), 2790 nucleotides. RefSeq names its product sine oculis binding protein homolog (Drosophila) a (gene sobpa). Lineage: Eukaryota; Metazoa; Chordata; Actinopteri; Lampriformes; Lampridae. Gene Ontology annotation, biological process: animal organ development. Gene Ontology annotation, cellular component: nucleus. The record is from RefSeq and is a predicted model, not a curated record. The transcript has 7 exons. Bases 1 to 2790 code for a protein of 929 amino acids.
AUGGCAGAGAUGGAAAAAGAGGGCAGACCUCCGGAAAAUAAAAGAAGCCGAAAGCCAGCUCACCCAGUCAAACGGGAGAUAAAUGAAGAAAUGAAGAGUUUUGCGGAGAACACCAUGAAUGAGCUUCUGGGCUGGUACGGCUACGACAAGGUCGAGCUGAGAGACUCUGACAACCUUGAGAUAGGGGAGACCCCACAGCACAUCUCUGUUCUCAAAGAAAACUCUUUGCCAAAAAUCCCAGCUUCAACAGAGAGCAAUGAAGGCUCUCCGGAUCGAGCCAACAGCUCCCACUCCAUGCCAGCUUCCAGGAACGGAGUCACAGAACCCUCCACCACGCCAUCCACAUCCACACCCAGCACCAAGGAGCAUGGCAACCUGCCAAUCAUAGUCCCGAUGAUCCCGCCUCCACUGAUCAAGCCUCCCACAGAUGAAGACAUCGCCAACGUGCAGAUCAUGUGUGCCUGGUGCCAGAAAGUUGGCGUCAAACGGUACUCGCUGAGCAUGGGGAGCGAACUGAAGAGCUUUUGCAGCGAGAAGUGCUUCGCCGCCUGCCGCAGAGCCUAUUUCAAGAGAAACAAGCUUGGAUUUGUAAGGAAUUACACUGCGAGAGACGACGAUGGCCUCGGUGGGAAAUUACCUCAGCACAGCUUUACUCAGGACUCGCCCAGGCUUGUCUUCAAGACAAACAGCGAUGUGCUUGUGUGUGACUGGUGCAAACACAUUCGUCACACCAAGGAAUAUUUGGAUUUCGGUGCCGGCGAGCGGAGGCUGCAGUUCUGCAGUGCCAAAUGCCUCAACCAAUAUAAGAUGGACAUUUUCUACAAAGAGACCCAGGCUGCCCUGCCGGGGGCGUUAUGUAACCCAGCUCACGGGGGUAAUGGGGAGGGAAAGGGGGAGUGUAGUGGCGCAGUACAGCUACUAACUCCCGAAUCCUGGGGAACGCCAUUAACGGACCCUCGACGCAAAGCCCCCUCGCCAGGAGGGCCCACCACAGCCUCCACUCUGCCUCCCCCCUCCACCUCCUCUGCUGCCUCUCCCUCUGACACAGGUGCUGUCUACUCCCCGUCGUCUGCCUCCUCAGCCAAGAUUCCCACGCCCAGACCGCACGAGAGUCCCACACUCCCCCCUCCGCCAGUCCCCACCUUGCACGCCCCCAUGGGAGUACCCCCAGGAAGCCCCCCCAUGAUAAUGACCCCCCGGGGGCCUGUGCCCCUCCCCUUCUUCAUGGAACAUCAGAUGAUGCAGCAAAUUCGCCCACCAUUCCUUCGCCCCUCAGGCCAUGUGGCCGGUCCAAACAGCCCCCUGUCAAACCCGAUCAUCCCCGGCAUUGGCCCACCACCACCCCCUAGGACCCUUGGUCCCCCAUCCAGUCCCAUGCACAGGCCUCUGCUAUCUCCGCAUGUCCACCCCUCCUCCAACACCAACCCAGGCAUGAUACCUCCCCACCCCGGUCUCCCCAUGCCAGGCCUGCCCCCCUUCCCCCCAAUCGGCAUGAUGCCAAACGGACCCAUCCCCAUGCCUCCAAUGAUGAACUUCGGUAUGCCGUCUUUGGCUCCCCUGGUUCCCCCACCCACUCUUUUAGUCCCAUACCCUGUCAUCGUACCCCUGCCAGUGCCAAUCCCCAUCCCCAUCCCCAUUCCCUUCAGACCCAAGACGUCCAGAGACCAGCCGGACAGCAGUGGCCCCAUCCCGACUGCUCCCGAAUCCUCAGAGCCCUCGGCCUCUUCGCCACCGUCUCCCGGCUCCUCCGGAGGAGACCGGCUGGACCAAAAAGUAGGUCCAUUCAGUACAAGGCCCCUUUCUCCUGCGUUUUCUCACUACAGCCCCGGCCAGUCAGGCUCUGGCUCAGACCGAAGUCGGACUGCGUUGGUGGACUUGACUGUGAAGGCAGAGGACAGUUCGGAAAGCCUGUGUCUAUCUGGUGGCCCUGGACUAAUGGAUGAGGUAAUCGAUUUAACCAUGGGCCAUCGCUCCUGUCAGCAGCAGGUCAUUCAGAGAAUGGUACCGGCGGUCAAGGUCAAAGUGGAGGCAGAAGUGGACUCAAGUUCUCCAUCUGCUGCCGGGCUGGGGAGAGAAGGAAAGGAGAAUGGGGAGGGGAGGGAAGCGGCUAUCUCACAGGGCUGUAGUGCUGAGGAGGUGGAAGGAGCCGCGAACACUAAAACACUGGAGUCGUCUUGCCCACCAUGCAGCGACGACAGCUCUUCUGGCAGUGCCGAGCCUCCGUUACCACAGCCCAAUCCCUGUGUCUCUACCCUCCCAAAUUUUCCCAUCCAACCCGGACACAAUACAAUACGGACACAAACUCAAUCCCUGCACCAAACCCAAGCUAGUCCUGCAAACCUGUGCAACGUCAUUGUCAAUGGCACUGGGUGGCACACACUCCUCACGCCAGCCUCUGAGCCUUGUCCAGACCGGAAAGGAGAUGGUGGAGCAGGAGGAGGAGGUGAGGACCAGCCGGCCAACGGGGAGCUGGAAAGGGAAGAUCUGAAAGAGAACAGCUGUUCUGUGGCAGAAUGGGAGGCAAGGAAGAGGAGUUCAGCUGAGGAAGAGGCAGUGGGAACGGGGGAGGGUAAGCCGGACCCUGACUCUGGCCUGGAGGAAGGCGAGCAUGCCUACGCCCUGCUGCCAACUGGAGGCUGCGUGGUCAUCCAGCCCGUGCCAAAGCCUGGUGCCGACAAGACGGCCAUCCUGUCCUGCUCCAUCAGCACACCGUUAUCUGCUGCUGGCAGCCCUGAACUCGAACCACCGCUGAAGAGGAGGUGUUUGCGAAUUCGCAAUCAGAACAAAUAA